Molecule: messenger RNA, 213 nt
Organism: Gongylonema pulchrum
Lineage: Eukaryota; Metazoa; Nematoda; Chromadorea; Rhabditida; Gongylonematidae
Source: the annotation of a GenBank genome assembly
AUGGGGCAGGACCUAACUAUGAAACUACGGGGUACUGGGAAAGAAAUCGUGAGAGGCGUGUCAAGUCGUCAAAUGAAAUUACUAGGCAGCAUAAAGCUCAAACUCAGAUGGGGUCAGGAGGAGAGACCCAUAGAGAUGUUUGUGGAAGCGGAGGAUGGGAUUGGUGAUCCGUUGCUGUUGAGUACCAAGGCGCUUGUGAAGUCCCGACGCUGA